AAUUAUACUCGAGCACACGCACAUACGCAUACAUUCAUUGGCUUGCUCUCGAAAGAGCGCGCGCAAACAAGCCGAUCGACAGUCGCGCUCGAGAUUUGGCUGCUGCGCCUCGAGUCCACAACCAGGCAUGGCGUCCACGAGCAAGGACACGAGCGCCGAGUUUCCCGGGCAGCACCUCUCCAACUUGAGUGAACUGGACGGCCCCGAUCAGAUUCUCUAUGCUAAAUCGUAUAGCACGUGGGAGCCGCACGUCAGCGUCGUCAUAGAUCGCGCGGUUGAAGACACUUACGAACCCGUUUCCAUUCCUGGACUUCUCACUCGCAUCGCCAAAGAAUAUCCGGAUCAGCCGGCGCUCAUUUCCAGGCCCAAUGCCAAAGGCGAACGCACGACACUUACGUACAAGGAGUACGAGAAUCAAGUGAGAAUUGUGGCGAAAGCAUUUCUGUCUCUGGGUCUGCAGAAGCAUCACUCUGUUUGUAUUCUCGGCUUCAAUUCGCCGGAAUGGAUCAUCGCCGACAUCGCCGCGAUCUACGCUGGAGGAUUCGCCACAGGAAUCUACGCGACCAAUUCGGCGGAGGCGUGUCAAUAUUGCGCGGAAAAUAGUAGAGCCACCAUCGCCGUCGUAGAAGAUAACAACCAAGUUCUUAAGAUACUACAGAUCAAAAAGUAUCUUCCGAAAUUGAAGACCAUCAUACAGUACGACGGGGUUCCUAAAAUCAAUGGUGUUCUCAGUUGGAGCGAUUUGUUAAAUUUAGGUAAACAGCAGGCUGACACUCACUUGAGAGCCGUCAUGAAGACUAUCGGAAUCAAUGAGUGCUGCACUCUUGUGUACACCUCAGGAACGGUUGGAAAUCCAAAAGCUGUGAUGUUAAGCCAUGACAAUCUGCUAGCCGACGCUCACGCGAUCAUGAAUGCAAUGAAAGUGACGGACAUGGCCAAAGAAGUCUUCGUUAGCUUUUUACCGCUGUCGCACGUCGCUGCUCAGGUCGUGGACAUCUACCUGCCGAUGAUGACAGCUGGCACAGUAUACGUAGCGGACAGAGAUGCUAUAAAGGGUGGUAUCUUUACGACGUUGGUCGAAACUCGACCAACGUUUUUCCUCGGAGUGCCACGUGUCUGGGAAAAGCUAAGCGAAAGGAUGAAGUCGAACGCCCACAGAAAUAACUUUGUAGAAGCUUUGAUUUUGAACCGGGCCAAAGUUCAGGGUUUGAAAUACCACAUGGAUCGUAUGGAAGGCGUCGAUAACCAAACGUGGGGUUACCAGCUCGCUAAGAGGAUGGUCUUUGACAAAAUCAAAAGGAGCUUGGGGUUGGAUAGAUGUAGGAUCAUCGCCACGGCAGCUGCGCCUCUCAGCACGGACAUUAAAAAGUAUUUUCUGAGCUUGGACAUCGUCAUAAUCGACGCCUACGGCUUGACCGAGUGCUCCGGUGCUCAUACGACCACGACAAACAAAAAUUUCAAACUGGCCAGUGUCGGGCUGACUCUUCCUACUUUCUCCACCAAAUUGUAUAACGUGAACAACGAGGACGAGGGUGAAAUUUGCAUGAGCGGCAGACACAUCUUUAUGGGCUACCUCAACGAUCCCCAGAUGACGAUGGAAGCUAAGGACAAGGAUAACUGGCUGCACAGUGGUGAUAUCGGGAGGAUGGACUCCAAAGGAUUUUUAUACAUCACCGGCAGAAUCAAGGAGAUCGUUAUCACUGCCGGUGGCGAAAACAUUCCUCCGGUUCGCAUAGAGCAGCUCAUCAAACAAGCGUGCCCGGCCAUCAGCAAUGCCAUGCUUAUCGGAGAUGGCAGAAAGUACUUAACAGUUCUGCUCACGUUCAAGACUAAGGUCGACCUGGCUAGUGGAGAGCCCUUGGAUAAUCUUUCGGAAGAAGCAAUCAGAUGGGCAGCCUGUUUCGGUAGUCACGCGACAACUGUCACUCAAAUCAUCGAAACACAAGAUCCACACAUCGAUGAGGGUAUUAAUAAAACAAUCAGUCGAGUGAACGAGCAAGCAUUGAGCCACGCCCAACGCGUGCAAAAGUUCUGCAUUCUACCCCGUGACUUUUCCGUGGCGACCGGAGAGUUGGGGCCAACGUUAAAAUUGAAACGAGACGUUGUCGCCAAGAAAUAUCACGCCAUCAUCGAGGCCAUGUACAGAGGAAAGCAAUGAUUCUCUUGUAAGCUUCGCUGUACAUAGACAGUAGUAUAUAACGACAAUAGACAUCGUGCCGUCGAGUCUCCCUUGCGGUACGCGUAUCUUUCAUCAUUUUCUAGCACUGCCCUCAAAUCCUUACUUGCGCUUUUACGACUCGUCUUCCCGUCACUUAGUCAAGUUGAAAACCUCACGGUCAGUUUUUAAUCUAAAGCUGCCGUUAUGAACUAUACUUACGUCACGGAAAGACGUUGUGUAAGUGCGAACUUGAAUCGCGCCGUCUUAUAAAUUUGUAUUGCGUCAAAAAUCUUAUAUAUAUAUAUAUAUAUAUAUUAUUUUUCACGAAUUCUAAUUGAUUUUGUACUAGAACAUAUUAAAAGUGUGAAUACAAUUUUUAAUUAUAAUAAAAAAAGUACAUUUCUAA
This is a messenger RNA of Phymastichus coffea, 2564 nucleotides long. RefSeq names its product very long-chain-fatty-acid--CoA ligase bubblegum-like. NCBI's taxonomy places the organism in Eukaryota, Metazoa, Arthropoda, Insecta, Hymenoptera, Eulophidae. Gene Ontology annotation, cellular component: endoplasmic reticulum; membrane. Gene Ontology annotation, molecular function: long-chain fatty acid-CoA ligase activity. Bases 128 to 2158 code for a protein of 676 amino acids. The record is from RefSeq and is a predicted model, not a curated record. The transcript has 10 exons.